Messenger RNA from Engraulis encrasicolus (European anchovy), 778 nucleotides. It is a transcript of the gene tmem101, whose product is annotated as transmembrane protein 101. The transcript has 4 exons. Lineage: Eukaryota; Metazoa; Chordata; Actinopteri; Clupeiformes; Engraulidae. Bases 6 to 773 code for a protein of 255 amino acids. Gene Ontology annotation, biological process: positive regulation of canonical NF-kappaB signal transduction. The record is from RefSeq and is a predicted model, not a curated record.
UCAACAUGGCGGCCCCUGGCAGGCGAGAAGUGCUGAGAUUCAUAUCUCAGUUCGGCUCCUUCAUUCUGACCCGGUUCGGGUUCUGGAACUGUUUCAGCAUGCUGAUGCUUUUCGCCGAGAGAGCCGAUGUGAAAAGAAAGCCGGAUAUCCAGGUGCCUUACCUGUACAUCGACAUGGGCGUGGCGGUGUUGUGUGCCAGCUUCAUGUCUUUCGGGGUGAAGAGGAGGUGGUUCGCCCUGGCUGCCGCUAUUCAGCUGGCCCUCAGCACCUACGUGUCCUACGUGGGCGGCCUCGUCCACUAUGGGGACUGGUUAAAGGUGCGCAUGUAUUCCAGGACCAUGGCCAUCAUUGGUGGCUUCCUGAUUCUGGCCAGUGGGGCGGGGGAGGUGUACCGCCAGAAGCCUCGCACGCGCUCACUGCAGUCCACCGGACAGGUCUUCCUGGGCAUAUACCUCAUCUGCAUGGUGUACUCGUUGCAGCACAGCGCGGAGGACCGCGAGGCCUUCCUGGAGCACAUCGCGGGCGGCGAGGUGACGGUGCAGCUGCUGGUGGUGCUGCUGGGCGUGCUGGCGCUGGCCUUCCUGUCGGGCUGCUACGUGCGGCGGGCCGCCCAGUGCCUGGCCAUUCUACUGCCCCCGCUGGUGCUGGUGGUGGACGGCAACCUGGGCUAUUGGCACCGGGCCCGCCACGUGGAGUUCUGGAACCAGAUGAAGCUCAUCGGGCAGCACGUGGCCAUCUUUGGCACCGCGCUCAUACUGGCUACGGACGGAUGAGGAGG